This is a messenger RNA of Mesitornis unicolor (brown roatelo), 1122 nucleotides long. It is a transcript of the gene CD34, whose product is annotated as CD34 molecule. The record is from RefSeq and is a predicted model, not a curated record. Gene Ontology annotation, biological process: cell-matrix adhesion. Gene Ontology annotation, cellular component: membrane. NCBI's taxonomy places the organism in Eukaryota, Metazoa, Chordata, Aves, Mesitornithiformes, Mesitornithidae. The transcript has 9 exons. The coding region runs from base 1 to 1122 and encodes 373 amino acids.
AUGCCUCGGUGGGGCUCNUUAAAAAUAAUGAAGUGGCGGCAGCUUUUCUGGGUCGCGUUCUGUGUCGUGGAGCUGUCCGGCAGAGCCUCGGGGAGCUCCACAGAUGCCCCCACACCAACGGCCGCAGCCACGGACAAGGAAGGCGCCAGCAGCGCUGCAGCCACCAGAGGCCCCAGAGAUCCCAGCAGUGCCCAGCCGACGCCAGAGACGUCCGCUGUGACCAGGUCCCUGGCAUCCACCCCCACCUCCAGGGGGCUCAGCGGUGAGCAGACAAGCCCGCAGCCCACCCAAGCCCCCACACUGUCGCUGGGCACCCCCUUGGAGCAUGACCACACGAGCCAAGAGGUCCUCACAACCCAGAGCCCAGAGACGCCACCCAGCACGGCCGCAGAAACCCCUGGGUCCACGUCAGCUCUGAGGAGCUCCCCUGCCACCUUGGGGCAUCCUCACGUCUCAGGUGCCACCACACAACUGCACACAGCCGGGGACAGCCCGAAGCCCAUCACAUGCCACAACGUCAAAGAAGUGAGCGACACUGGGGCCAUCUGCCUGCAGCUCAAUGAGUCCAGCACUUGCAAACACUUUUUAGAGAUGAAGGGAGCGCAGUUAUGGAGAGCAAUAUGUGAAGAUAGCGCCCGCCAUGUUCCCUCCCCCUGCCAGAUUAAGCUCGCUAAAUCCGAGGUGGACCAUGACUGCAUGCUCCUCAUCCUGGUCGGCGAGAGAGAUCCUGCUACAGACGUGCUCCAGGAGUCUCACUGGGAAAAGUUUGGAAUAAAAUCCCUUAAAAGGGGGAGUGUGAGGAGCCACCAGGACUUUUCUCAGAAGACGCUGAUCGCCUUGGUCACAUCUGGGCUGCUGCUGGCCUUCCUGGGCUUGGCCGGCUACUACCUGAUGAAGCGGCGGAGCUGGAGCCCGGCGGGCGAGCGGCUGGCUGAAGACCCGUAUUACACGGAAAACGGCAGCCAGGGCAACACGAUGCUGAUGACGGCUCCCCAAGAGCACCCUGAGCUGCAGGAGAAGCCAAAUCUCAACGGUGGGACUCAGGAGAAUGGCACCGGCCAGGCCUCCUCCAAAAACGGCCACUCGGGCCGGCAGCACAGCCCUGCCAACUCCGAAAUGUGA